Messenger RNA from Tympanuchus pallidicinctus (lesser prairie-chicken), 1732 nucleotides. RefSeq names its product ALG11 alpha-1,2-mannosyltransferase (gene ALG11). The transcript has 4 exons. Lineage: Eukaryota; Metazoa; Chordata; Aves; Galliformes; Phasianidae. Gene Ontology annotation, cellular component: endoplasmic reticulum membrane. The record is from RefSeq and is a predicted model, not a curated record. Gene Ontology annotation, molecular function: GDP-Man:Man(3)GlcNAc(2)-PP-Dol alpha-1,2-mannosyltransferase activity. The coding region runs from base 65 to 1540 and encodes 491 amino acids. Gene Ontology annotation, biological process: protein N-linked glycosylation.
CCUGGUUGGUCCCGCCCCCAAGCGGAGGGCGCUUCCGGCGGAAGGAGGGGCGGCGGCGCGCAAGAUGGUGGCGGGUGGGCUGUGCAUCUGCGGGCUGUUCAGAUUCCUGUGUUCGUUGUUAAUCCCUGCAUUGUUUCUAAGUGGAGUUCUGUGCACCUGCUUGGCCGUCCUGCUGUGUGGAAUAAGGCUCUGGAUACAAGGAAGGAGAAAGCAGCAGAACCUGGCAGGAAGGGAUGGGAGGCAGCCACUGCUGGUUGCGUUUUUUCAUCCCUAUUGCAACGCAGGUGGUGGAGGAGAGAGAGUCUUGUGGUGUGCCAUAAGAACGCUCCAGAAAAAGUACAAGAAUGUAAUGUGUGUUGUUUACACUGGUGAUAGAGAUGCCACUGAAGAAGACAUAGUAGAAGGUGCUUUCAGAAGGUUCAACAUUAAAUUAACUCAUCCUGUGAAGUUUGUAUUUCUGGAAAAACGCUAUCUUGUGGAAGCUUCUCUUUAUCCUCGCUUCACUUUGCUGGGACAAAGUUUAGGCUCCGUGUUUCUCGGUUGGGAAGCUCUUCUCAAGUGUGUUCCAGAUAUUUACAUUGACUCGAUGGGUUAUGCUUUUACGCUGCCCCUCUUUAAAUAUUUAGGAGGUUGUCGUGUUGGAUGCUAUGUCCAUUAUCCCACCAUCAGCACCGAUAUGCUUUCUGUUGUUAGGAAUCAGGAUACCAGGUUUAACAAUGCGGCUUUCAUUACAAACAAUCCUCUCUUCAGCAAACUGAAACUUGUCUACUACUACUUGUUUGCCUUCAUGUACGGAUCGGUGGGUUACUGCAGCGACGUGGUUAUGGUCAAUUCUUCCUGGACACUAAAUCACAUUCUUUCCCUCUGGAGAACUGGGGCUUGCACUAGCAUUGUGUAUCCACCAUGUGAUGUUCAGUCCUUCCUGGAUAUCCCACUGGAAGAGGAAAAGAACAGUGCUGAAUAUUCUAUUGUUUCUGUCAGCCAAUUCAGGCCUGAAAAAGAUCAUCCUUUGCAAAUCCGAGCCUUUGCUAAGUUGCUGAAAGAGAAGAGACUGAGGCAGCAGCUCUCAUUGAAGCUUAUUUUAAUUGGAGGCUGUCGGAACCAGCAAGAUGAAGACCGUGUGAAUAACCUUAAAUGUCUUUGUGAAGAGCUUGGAGUUAGUAACAGUGUGAUGUUCAGAAUAAAUAUUCCCUUUGAGGAGUUAAAGAAACACCUGGCCGAGGCCACCAUUGGCCUGCAUACAAUGUGGAAUGAGCACUUUGGCAUCGGAGUGGUUGAAUGCAUGGCAGCUGGCACAGUUAUCCUGGCUCACAAUUCCGGUGGCCCCAAACUGGAUAUUGUGGUACCCUAUGAAGGACGUAUGACAGGCUUCCUAGCAGAGAACGAGGACAGUUACGCCGAGACAAUGGCUCACAUCUUUUCCAUGUCUCCUGAAGAAAGGUUAGAGAUCAGAGAAAGUGCUCGCCAGUCUGUGUGCAGGUUUUCUGACCAGCGUUUUGAAGAGACAUUCCUCUUAUCUGUGGAGCCCUUAUUUAAAUGAAUGUGAACAAAAAUGCAUAGGAAUAAAACUCGCUGUGUUGGACCCCGUGUCACCUGUAAAUACGUGUAAUUUAUGGUCCCUUGCUCCCAUUCAAUAAAGAGAUCUUUCUUUUUUCUGUCGGUAUGUGUUUUAUGUAAUAGAGAGAGUUUACUGGGAAAUAAAUACUCUCUUGUAUUUCUGAUGAAAAUUCUA